This is a messenger RNA of Mytilinidion resinicola, 9245 nucleotides long. Its product is annotated as glycosyl transferase. The record is from RefSeq and is a predicted model, not a curated record. NCBI's taxonomy places the organism in Eukaryota, Fungi, Ascomycota, Dothideomycetes, Mytilinidiales, Mytilinidiaceae. Bases 1 to 9018 code for a protein of 3005 amino acids. The transcript is spliced from 11 exons. Gene Ontology annotation, molecular function: glycosyltransferase activity.
AUGGUCCAUAUCUUGGGUAUUAGCGCAUUCAGCCAAGGUCCCCUCCAACACUGGUGGCAGUGGGCUCUUGUCGCAAUUGUCGCAUCAAGCGCCCUCUUAGGGAUACUUUCUUCUCUCUGGGUUGUGACUCAGGCCACUCGCGCUUAUUUCAAGAAGAAAGCAAAAGCUUACUCAAUACCUCGUGGCACCUCUCAUCGUUUACGAAAAAUCACUGCAAGCACUGUGCACAACUGUUCCCUGCGGCCCUUGCCUUCAAAACCAUCUAAUUUCGGUGUAUACCUCGGUAGCCUCUCGAUACCCCCAACAGAAGAUCAACUUACGCUGCUAUCGCGAUGGGAUGCCAUUAUACUCGAUACCUCGCAACCAGGGGUGAUAGAGGCCCUGGACUGUGUCAGCAAACAGCUACCCCAACACGUCAUAGACAGGCUACAUCUCGAGGAAUAUCUUGACGCGAAAGUUGACCACAAUAAUGAAGUCAUAUCGAAAAAGCUCAGUGAAGUCUUCAAUACCAUACAGAGUUGUGGAAAGCUUACUGGUAUUCUCAUUGCAGGGUGGAGAACAAUGGACAACGCGGUGGACCUCGUGGCCAAACUGAUCAGCUCGUAUGGUCUCGAGGUUUAUUUGGAGGUUGGUCCCCCUGACUUCUUAGAAGGUAGAAGCCCAAACUUGAGCCUCUUUUCAGGACUAGUGGUGAAAAACGCUACUAUCCUGCUAAAUGGGGAACGGCGUGACUAUUUCGAGAUGUCAAAGAUGAGAAGCACCACAAAGGCAUUCGUUUCCGAGUCGUGCCGCAGGCCCUUCCUUGUAAUGAUGUGGGAGACCAUUGACGAUGAUGCACGGCUUUCCCACGCAGUUCUGAGAAGGAGUUAUAUGUGGUGCGGGUAUCACGGGGCCUUGCCGUGGAUCGGCCGUACUGCAUCCAUUACAGAUGCGUCACGCUACGACUCUUUCAUGGAGCCUCUAGCUGCAUUCCAAUGGCUCAAAGACCGUAAAGUAAUGGCCAUCCAUGAGGUGUUUCGCACAAACCAAAAUCUCAAACCCACCAUUAACCUCCGUCUCGAGGCUGAUCAAUCCUUCUUGUCUCUGUUUCCAAGCAUGCAAGAUAUUUUUGAUAUAGCGCUCGAUGAUACAGCCUCCGAUAGAGCCUCCAAUUUAGACGGUCGACUCAGCUCCUCCACCGUCACUCUGCAAGAUCGUGGGACAGAAGACCAUGGAGACCACAAUCUAGAGAAUCUAGAUUUCGAAAUGCCUGAAUGGGCAGCAUCCAUGCCCAGAUGCGCAGUCAAUCCACUCUCCUGCUCCACAUCAGGUACACUCUACGAAUGUUUUGGAUGCUUUCCAAUCGGACUUGAUGUCAAUCUAAAAGACCUCGAGGCCAUUCUAGAGUCGCAGAGAAGAUUACGGAGACUCAACCUCCUCGCCAGACCUUCAAAAACUCAACUCGAUGACGCUGUGGCAUCUUAUGCGAGGCUCGCGGAAUGUGACGGUAUGACCGUCGACAUACCUGCACACAUAAGGCAUAGUAUCCGCGACCUUGUAGAGCGGCUAAGCAAACCGUCCGAAGAAGCCCACAAAAACCAGAUUGAAGUAUACAUUGGACUUGAUUCUGGUUUUCGAACGCCCGCCGGCGCUCAAUUCUGGGCGAUCCAUGACGCUAACCCUUCCUCUGGUUCGUCUCUGAUCUACGUUUCAAAAUCAGUACAAGACUUGACUGGAGUCCUUCUUCACACCUAUUUAAGCAGCUGUAAAUUCUCGCGCUACCAAUGCUGUGUUGCAGAAUUCGCGCUACACAAUCUCGAGUAUACGCCGGGCGAUCGAUUACCAAUGCCCAUCCGCUUCCACAACGAUCUGGAAAUCUUAUCUCCAUCGGAUUUGCUACUCUUCUUACAACACAUGAGGUUCUCAGACUCGGAUCGAGACUCCGCGCUGCUGGCGGUGAUCCGUGCGAGUUGCCAAAACCUUUUAAUCAACCAGCCUUCACUCGCGCAACUAAAGCGUAAAUGUAACACGGAUUACCUCAGUGGCGCUUGCACUGAUGAAGACAUAGUUACGGCAAGGCUGGACUGGUACCGCCAGUUGGACUUUGACACUAUCAGCAAGGAAAGCGGCAUUGAGAUAUUCCGUCAAGUUCAUCAUAGAUUCGUAGACCUGCUGAACAACCGAGACUACGAUAGUCUUGAUCGAAUUAAUUCCGAAUUGUCCAAGCUGGUCGAAGGAGGCUCGAUAGAUUGGCGCACAGAUUUCGUUCUUUUUUGCGUGCUUUCCGCAGCGAAAAGGUUGGCCUUCGAAGAGGUAUACAUAGAGGUUCAGGACAGAAACCCUCUCUUCAAUCAGUUCUCCGACCAAAGCGCUGCUUUUGCUGAGCUGUUUGCCCUCGGAUCUCGAUGCGAAGCUUACUUCGAUGUCACCCCGAGCGAUUUUGGCGUGCUGCUUUCCGAAAAGCAUCGGAGAUAUUACAGUCAAGCUGAACACCAACCUCCAAAGUGGAUAGGAAACGCUCCGUCGUUCGCUUCUGCAUAUGCCGCAGCUCAGACAGACAUCGACCCGAAUACGGUAGUUUCUACUAUGCCUGGAUACCGCCGGUUUACUUUCCUAAGCGUCUUUGCGAUCCCAGCUCUCAUCGAUAUAUUGCUUCUUACUACUACCGGUCGUGGUCUUUAUCUUUCGGCUUUCAUGCCUCUAGAGGAUCAAAGAUAUGCAACGCUAGCUUUAAUGGUGUCUUUAUUGCUAAGUGGCGCUAUCGGGACCUGGAUAUCUAUCGGUGGGACAUAUUAUCUCAUAUCGAUGGCAUUCUCAGCAGCUAGCAUGUUCAUGCUCACACGCCUUCUCGGAGGGCUAGCUUUCACAGUUGUGGGAGGGUUUGUCGGCUUCAUAGUCAUCUCGGCAGUCCAUAAUGCGCGUGCAGGAGCGAUAUUCUUCUUCUAUCUAUUAGGCCUCACGUCCUACCUCUCGGUCUUAGCAGUCCUAUCCACCCACCAGAUUCCGGCUUCUUCCUUCUUGAAUGGCCGACGCAUGAUUUUAUACUUCAUACCAACACUUGCAAUCUCUCCGAUAAUCACGCUAUGGGUGCGAGGAUACGACUCGAUAAUAUACCUUGCAGUCCUCUAUUUGUUUCUCAUGUUUCUCAUGCUUGGCACCCGUCAUGUUUGUUCUGAAUGGGCGACAUGGUACCAUUCUGUCAAGACACUUGACGAUAGCGCGGUAAAGGCUUGGUACACAGGUAAAUUAGGCACACCAAACGCCCAGUCUCAGGAGACGCCUGUCAAUAGUAAAGCAUGCCAGAGAUCUAGCACAAAUUUCUCGGCUCGACUCACAACAGAGAAAAGAACAAGGAAUAGAAUCGAACAGCCGGCUUUACAAUCCUCACAAAUUCCGACGACUAGGCUAAAGACAUUUGAUUCUCUUACAGAACCUGCCAUCUUAGCACUGUGUCGUAGCGAGUUAUUCAAAGCAGUCAUGGAUGAAAAACAUCGCCGCUUCUGGCAGAAAGCAACAACGGACCCUCUGGUCAAGGAGCUGGCUUUAUGCUGGGAUUCCACCGUCUUCCUUUUAGAAUGGUAUUGUCGAACGUCUGAGGUCAAGCGUCCAAUACCGUACAGCUCAACCUGGAACCUGAUGUCGCAGGUAGCCCUUGACAAUAUGCAGCAGACUCAGAAAGGCAUCCGCCUUCACAACUCAUUCAUCCACUGGCGUAAUAUUGGGGAUGAAGUAGGCUGUUCAAUAUUGUACUUCAUUGUUGCCUUGCUAGAUCGGUGGAUUAUCCUGAUCGAAGGCGCCCAGCUUGUUGGGCUUUCUGCGGCCUUGGACAAGACUUUCCGUUUAGCAGUGGGGUUUGCGUUGGCCUACUAUCUCCUAGGCGCCGUCAUUUUGGAUUACAAGGCACAGCAUCUUCAUCAAGCGUCCGAGCAACAUACCCCCGAUUCUAUCACAGAGAAAUCUCAGAUCCAAAAGGCAGUCCUACACGACCAGCACAUUCGUCGGCGUCUCUAUGUCAGUACUCUUGGCCGAUUCCUUGGCGUUCACGUAUGGGCAUUAUCGCUUAGUACAGCUUUCAUUUGGAUCUUCAACGGAUCGGAAGCAGCUAUGAUCAUGUUCUUAUCUUACGUGGCGGCAUACAGUGGAUUGCUCCUCUACCAGUAUAAUAAGAUCUUUUCUGGGCCUCACGCACUUCUCCCGCUCUCUGCGGCGGUUCUGACAGGGUUCCCAGUUGGUUUUAUCUUGAAAGGAGUAUACCCUGCAUUUGAAUACAGCGGCGUCAUUGCUCUCGGUACAGCGACAUGGACAGCAGCGCUUCUUUCUCUUCGAACGGCCAAAUUAGGUCGCCCUGAGGUGCUCCGACACGUAGUUCGCGGCUGUAAGAGGCUGUUUUUAACGAAGAGCUUUCAAGACUCUCUCCUUAUUUCCAAGCCCCCGAACACCAAAUCGCCUCAGUGCUUUCGCGCCUAUUGCGAUGGUGGAGUCAAUGCCGAGUGGAACCAAGACGAACUCGAAGCGCUGUAUUCAACAUUACGGUUCGAUUUCAAGGAAGCGAGAUUCAAAGUCCUUCCUUUCGACUACCCAGGCAUCGAAAUCAAAUCCCUCUUACUUUCGUGCAAUUAUCACUCAUUAUCAAAACUAGCUCUGAGAGCCUUCCCCACUGCACCAUACAUGAUGCAAAAUAUCAUAUCGACGUGGGAGCGGGGCUUCAUCGAUGUCUACAUUGUCUCAACGGAGGCGCCAACUCACUCUAACGCUGGUCUUAGAGCAAUCAGUUUUCAGAAUGGCAGCCAUAUCACUCUACUAGUCGCAUCGGAGCGUAGCGGAAGAAAUUGCCUACAGCCAAAAAUCAGCAGCAACUGUCAGGUUAUUGCAGAAACACUAAUACACGCCUGUGCUGAAUCAUUGUUUGGAUUGCAGCCCCUUGAAGCUGGUAUCUUGGAAUCACUCCUAGCUUGUAAGGCCGUUCAUGCCAAAUCAGAGAUUGAUCUCUCAGAGAACUCAAAACGGGCUUUCUCUUCGGAUAUCCCGGAUAAGAAUUCGGACGGAUUAGUCGCAUCUAUACGACAAACCUUGCUUGCCACUCUAUGCCUCGGCAUUGAUUGUGAUACGCAAUGGGAGAGACUACCUUCCCACAUCCGGAGAUCGCUGAUCCAGAGAUGCAUUGGAGUGUCACAUCAGUUUUCUUCGUCAGAUCUUGAGUGGAUCAAAUCAAACGUCGGUGCGGACAGCGGCUGUGAUGUUAUGACGAGCGUCUCGCGAUACGAUCUUGGUGCAUUCCUUCAGGUCCAAAAGAUGAAUCAUCUUCGGGAUCGUGUUUCUUUGGGACUAUACGAAGUGGAAAAUUGCCAGACAUCAACCAAUAUUCAUGCUCCACGACUUUCAGUACGUAGUAGUCGGCCCAUACCCUUGAUCAGAAAACUGGCUACGCGCAUGAAAGCGCCUUUCGUAUCGGUAUAUCAUAGCCUGGGCAUUUGGAUCAAAUUCUUUGCUCUCGCAGGAAUGGGCGACCCCGAAUACCAAAGAGAGUUGAUCUACACUUUGAAGACUGCGCCGAGGCCAAGUCGAAGAAUCGCACGAUUCUUCCUGACUGGAAUUUGGAUUUACAAUCGAGCGGCACAAGCUUUAGUCCUACCUCUCUUCUUGUACUACGGACGACCCGACUUGAAGAAAAUGUCUAAUACCAUCAAAGGAAACAUCAUUACGCAGGGAAAGAGUUGCUUGAUCGUGGAAAACUACGAGCGAACUGAAACAAUCUUCAUUCAUUCCAGUGGAAUCGAAGGUUAUAAGCUCUAUGUCUAUCCGGGAGCACACAAAGAAGAGCCUAAAACUGGCCAUACCAUGGUCAGCACUUUUGGGCAUGAUAUGAAGCUGUACUCUCGAAAGGAAUAUACGAAAGGAGAUGUUACGAAUGAGUUCGUAUAUGAUUACAAUCUCAGAUUUGUGCGUCGUCAUAGCAAGAUCUUGAAAUGGGACAAUCCUAGAAUUCCUCUAGCCAAAACAUGCAUCGGCGGAAAAGAUGAAGGAGCCGUCUUCCGAUACAACUACAAAGGCCAUGUUGAUUCGGGCAGUUAUCUGCUGCACGGGAAUCUUGUUCGGUUCCAGUAUCACUACCGGAAGAACGCUAAAUACGACGACGAGCUUUUGCGGGCCGAGUUCAUUCUUCCUCAUCUCUCUUGUAACGUGAGCUGGUGUGCUCCUCCUGCCCGUCAUGCAGACAAACCGGAGCGUUGGAUACCCACCCCGAGGGUCUAUGAAGCGACUUUUGUCCAAGGAGCUGACGUAUACGAAUGUUCCUGGCUCUACGACCACAAAUUCCAUCCAACCAUUGCCACUAAACUGAACGGAGAAUUCAUCGAUACCCCCGAGAUGAUACGCCAUGAUUGGCUUGGUGUGCUUAAAAAACCCAAUCAUUGUGCCUUCGCGGAUGAGAAUCCACUUAUUGGUUUCCGGAAACCCACGUCUACUUUUAUUAGUCGGUUAUUUCGUACCAAUAGCAAGACUCAACCAGUCUCAACUGCUCGUGCAAGAUCGCAGUUAUGGAAAGCUUGGAAAAAGCGUGUUGAUCUCGACGGAGUUACGACUAGAUGGGUCGACGAGCAGCUGUUAAGAAGAGAGCCGCUGCUGCGCCCAUAUUGGCGACGUAGAGACCGGGGGAGUCUUACCAAAGCGGAAGACUAUCUCGCUCUACAUGCAGAUGCUAUAAUGGCAACUUCAGAUGUUUCGAGCGAUAUCAGCGCGUGGACUCCUUUAGCCGUUCGCAUGAGUGAUCUUUUCAGUUUUGGUCAAGGUGGAGAUGCCGUCAUCUACACGAGGACCAAAACUUUGCAGAGAGACACGGACGAUUCGCUUCAUGUCAUUGCUGUCGAUACGGGAACAUGGCCUAAUGAAGGCGGAGGAGUCUCGGCUUGUCGCAGAGACCUUAUCAACAAUCUCCGUACAAUCAAGUGGCAUAUGGUGGUCGAGUCCGCGAACGACUUUGGGAUACCGAAGCAUCAAACCGAGGAGAAUGUUGAAUCUCUCAAGAUCAUCCCGUUGUGGGGUCUUGACUUCAUGCAUCCCUGCCAUGGCAUGUUCUCAAACAAGCUUGACAGCGAGGUAGAUCACAUCUUCUACGAUGCCACGCUUGAGGAUAUCCGCAUAAACUUCCUUCCGACGCUGACAGCGCUUGUGCAAGGCGCCCGCGCGGUCAACAUGACCCAGGCACAUGUCAAGCAAGCUACUAGAGCACUGAUCAAUCUCAAUAACUAUUUUCAAGAUUCUCGGCACUGGAAAGAGGUAUGGACCACCGACCUCGUGAAGAAUAAAUGGAGAGAACUGUGGUUAGCAGACGACAUGCCAAAUACUCAGCCGCCUUCGCAAUGGUUCGAAACCGAGCUGCCAACGCUCAGCCAUCUGGACACUGCUCUAGAGCUUUGGUUCCGAUACCUCUUCAUAUUCUCGAUUCCUGUCCCAGAGAAGAUACCUGCAGUCUUUCAAGCAUCUCACCAUAGCGUCUCGGCGUCUUAUGGUAUUGUGUGCAAGAUCAAACGAGGCUGCACGCUCCAGAUCUGGGAUCAUGCGAUAUCUUGGAGGGAAACCAAUCUGUAUUUGUCCUCGACAAUGUGCACGCUACCGCCCUUCAUUCGUAAUUCUCUGCUGGGGUUAAUGCGGUUAACAUCAACUCUCAUUUUAUACCAUGCAGAUCAGAUUCUUCCAUGUGCUGACUUCUUCAACCCUGGCUGGGAAGUGGAGAUCGGCACAUCUCAAGGAGCUCUUGCGCACCGUAAUGUAUUUAGAAGAAAGGUCGAUCCGAUCGUCAACGGCAUUACCGAUAUGCAAAAAUUCGCGCCAAUCUCCGAGAUCAAGACAAAACAGCCAACUGUGACCAUGCUGUCCCAUGUAUGGUUUGCGAAAGACAUCAAGACGGCACUACUAGCAGCUGAUAUCAUUUCAAAUGAGUGGGGAUUCAAAGACUACAAACUCGACAUCUAUGGCGCCUUGAACAAAGCUCCUGUGUAUUCAUCCGAGUGCCAGGAGAUUCUCGCUUGCAAAGGCUUGGGUGGUAGUGUCACGUUACGAGGUACCGCAGAUCCAACAAUGGUACUGGAGAACACGUGGCUGUUCCUGAACUCUUCCGUAUCUGAAGGCUUGCCUCUCGCUCUAGGCGAAGCAGCCUUGACAGGCGCCCCCGUUGUCUGCACAGAUGUCGGCGCGUCCCUCCGUGUACUCACAGAUCCAGACACCGGCGCAAGGUACAGUGAAGUUGUGGCGCCGAACGACGCGUACGGCCUUGCCCGCGCACAGAUCAAUCUUCUCGCCAUGCUAGACGAUUGGGCCCAGUACGCAGACGACGACCCCGAGCAUCCAGCUCCAAUCUUGCCUCAUAAGCCAACGCCAGAGGAUGUCAAGGUCAUCACGAGGCGAAUGUACGAAAAGAGCGGACAGAGACGGAAAUUAGGCAUGAUGGCGAGAGAAAUCGUCCAGAAGAGCUUCAGCGGGGAGAGAUACUUGCGCGAGCACGAGCAGAUGCUCUGGGUCGGGAAAAGUGUGUACGAGAUGAGGAAGCAAAGGCUCAAACCUGUCCGCCAAUCUCAAAGCUACCCUUCUUCUGGCUUCACACAAGAACGCGCUGGCAGUGGUGCGCAAACCCCAGACCUGCAGCUCGAGAAGAUGCAGCACCCCCUCCACCCGCCGACUUUCCGCCACCUUUCGACUGCGACGUCGUUCUCGAGCGUGUAUAUCGACGACCCUGGCCCUUCGACUAGGAACGAUGACUGGGGUAUGCGGACCUUGGGUCGUUCGGGUGAGAAACUCGAUCUCGAGACUGGGAUUCAGGUGGAAAAGCCGGCACUGGUGAGGCUUAGCGGGGGGCCCGUGUCGUAUGAGAACGAGAAGGGGAAGAUGAAUAUGAAUAUGAGGAUGUUCGAAUCAGAAGAGCGGGUUGGGUCCGGGAAGAGACCGAGGUUUGGAGGCGAGCAAGAGAGGGUGGCGAGUGCGAGGAGCAGUGCUAGGAUGAGGAGUGGACUUUGUGAGGUCCAGAAUGCGGACGAGGGAACUUGAGUUGUACGUAUGAGGCUUCCCUAAGCGGCGAUGUUUUAGGGGCGUAAUGGUAUAUGUCUGCAUAUUAGAAACGGCGCGCUGCAUGUGGCUGGUUUGGAUGCAGGUUUGUCUGAAGUGCUACAAUGAGCUUCCACAAAUUUGAAGAGAUAGAAUCGAACAGUUGGUAAGCUACAGUGCCUUGCCAUAGAUAGUUCUAUCCGUACACUUUCCUGCCACUGUCUGUGGGG